Messenger RNA from Puccinia graminis f. sp. tritici CRL 75-36-700-3, 1878 nucleotides. RefSeq lists its product as uncharacterized. Gene Ontology annotation, biological process: double-strand break repair via homologous recombination. Gene Ontology annotation, cellular component: chromosome; cytoplasm. Gene Ontology annotation, molecular function: 3'-5' DNA helicase activity; ATP binding; four-way junction helicase activity. The transcript has 4 exons. NCBI's taxonomy places the organism in Eukaryota, Fungi, Basidiomycota, Pucciniomycetes, Pucciniales, Pucciniaceae. The record is from RefSeq and is a predicted model, not a curated record. Bases 1 to 1878 code for a protein of 625 amino acids.
AUGGAUGGGUCAUCGCUAGCCACAUCGGCGCAGAAUCUAUCAGAUGCACACGUUACAACAACUAACUCGCAAGCGACAGUUGAAAAGCACAAAAAGAAACCUUUACAACUGAGUCAAGAGAUAACAAACCGGAACGAUGAUGGUCUCAGAGAUUAUGUCACUAACGAAUCGAACGAACAUUACGCGGAGGCCCCAAAGAAGCUGCAAGUGGAUACAGUUUGCAACCUUGCACGUGGUUAUCACAGCUUUGUCCUUGCAGGGACUGGAUACGGAAAAUCGAGGAUCGGAGAGAUGUACUUUCACCUGUACGCGCCGCAAAGAAAGGCAGUGGUUCUUGUGCUCAACCCGUUGGAUUCCCUUGGUGAAGAUCAGGUUCGAGAAAAAACCAGAGCCGGAAUCAGUGCAAUAAGCCUUGGGAAGAUGGUAUUAACAAGAGAUCUAGUAGAGAAGAUAAAGCAAGGAGAUUACGCAUUUAUUUACCUGAGCCCCGAAGUCUUCCUAAACAACGAAUUGUUUACGGAUCUAUACUUUAGUAACGAGUUCCAAAGUCGCCUUGUCCUGAUCGUGAUUGAUGAAGCACACAUGGUAUAUGUGUGGGGCCUAGUUGAAUCAGGGAAAGCGAAACUUCUCUCAGUGCGGGAUCGUCUCCAGGACUACGGGAUUUUUCGUCCAUCGUACGGCAAACUUGGCGAUCGCUUGAUGGCCACCAACAACGUUCCGCUCCUGCUGUUAUCUGCAACUUGCCGCCCAGUUGCCAUUGAAGCCAUCUUAGCCAGCUUGAUGCUCAAGAGGGUCGACAUGCCUUUCUUUUGCGGUGAACUAGUACGGACCGAAAUCCGGAUCUUAAGAUUCUACAUGACUGAUACACUCAAAUCUUGCGAGGACUUAUCCAGAAUGUUUUCAAAGGAGUCUGAGAUCGAGGAUAAAAACUUACUGCCAACGCUGAUCUAUUCCGGCACUCGAAAGUCAACCUUGAGUGUAAUCAGUGUUCUAAACAAGGCUCGAGGGAGGAAGAAAGAUGAUUAUGAUAGUGAAAGCCCACUCGUUCGCCGCUUCCAUGCCUGUACUGGUGACGAAGACAAAUUGGAUGGUGUUAAAGCCUUUGAGAACAAGGAAUUUCCGAUUUUUUCAAGUACGAUGGCACUUGGCCUGGGUCAGAACUGGAAACGGGUCCGAUGUGUUAUACACAUGGGUCGAGGGGACCCAUCAACCAUCAGCCAAAUGAUGGGUCGUUGUGGACGAGAUGGUCGACCUGGAUUGGCUAUUUUGUUCAUGGAGCGCAAGCGAAAGAAAGGAAAGAACAAAGUCGGCGAUUUCAAAAAUGAAAAGGAGCAACACACUGAUGACGACCGUAUGGAUGCGUAUGCUGUGACUCCGGUAUGUCUGAGAGUGGCAAAUGCUGUGGACAACCUUAAUGGAUACAUACCACUCUCCGACAAAGACCCAAACUAUCUGAAAGAAAAAUCACGACAUGAAUAUCUCAAGUUCGAUCGCUGUAGCUGCUCAAACUGCGAGCCCAAGGCCGCAAAAGAAAUUCAUAAAUUAGCUCAUUCAUUUACAGAACAGAACUUUGAAGACAUGUUGAAUGAUCCCAGUAAGUUCACAUUGGGAAUGCCAGACUAUGUUCAGCCAAAGAAACAUCGAAAUACAACCAAGAAGUACAAAAGCCGCUUCUCCCAAGAUACUGUGAAGAAAAUUGCCAAAGAUCUAGUAAUUCAUUUUGAGUCCUUCUAUCGCAAUCUGAUGGGCCCACGGCCUGAGCGCAGAGCAUCUCGAUACUUUGGCGAAGCAAAAGCGAAGGCGGUUGCCGAGGCAUUUGAAGAUAUACACGAACCAGGAUUGAUUUCGAAGCUCAUUGGGGGGGGAAUGGUUCGAUAA